CACAACCCUUCUGCUCACCAUGUCUAGCUCUAAUCUACGUAGACCCACUCCACUGACCAUUCAUCCUCCCUCCCCCACAGAUCAACCCUCAUCAUCCACCCCUCAAGCAUUCGCUUUCCCAGCAAAUCUCUUAGCUUCCCCUCGUAAAUUCACACUCCCUCCUUCUCCUACCUAUUCCAACCCCGGGCACGCUUACGAUGAGCGACCUCGAAUAAGUACAGAGGUAUCAAGAGAAGGUCCGCCAGUACCAGCGAAGAAUGACAAACGACUUCCUUUACCUCCCAGCUCUGGUCCUGUCAGUCCCGGAAAGGCUCAAGGCAAAGGAGGCUUCGGAGCUGGGGCUUAUGACAACAAGCUUGUGUCUUCCACGUUAUCACAUUUACCGCCUUUACCACAAUCAUCUCCCAAUUCCACUGGACCCCAACACACAGCCGCCAUGCCAACUUCCACUCUGCUUCAUCCUCCCGGAAUGGCGUCCUCGACUUCAUUUGCCAACUUGGGUGCGAGAUCCAGAAGACCGUCCGUUUCUAGUCAGCAGGGAAGCUCUGUGGUCGUUCUUCCAGAUGGAACCGCCUUGCCUACUUCUGCGCCU
This is a messenger RNA of Tremella mesenterica DSM 1558, 592 nucleotides long. RefSeq lists its product as uncharacterized. The transcript is spliced from 2 exons. The annotation marks the transcript as partial. The record is from RefSeq and is a predicted model, not a curated record. NCBI's taxonomy places the organism in Eukaryota, Fungi, Basidiomycota, Tremellomycetes, Tremellales, Tremellaceae.